Kogia breviceps (pygmy sperm whale) is the source of this 1885-nucleotide messenger RNA. RefSeq names its product zinc finger and BTB domain containing 46 (gene ZBTB46). Lineage: Eukaryota; Metazoa; Chordata; Mammalia; Artiodactyla; Physeteridae. Gene Ontology annotation, biological process: regulation of transcription by RNA polymerase II. The record is from RefSeq and is a predicted model, not a curated record. Gene Ontology annotation, molecular function: RNA polymerase II cis-regulatory region sequence-specific DNA binding; protein binding; DNA-binding transcription factor activity, RNA polymerase II-specific.
CCGGCGGCCGCGGCGAUCACCCGCGCUGGUCCGGCGGCCGCGGCGCCCGCCCUCGCCCGCGCCCCAUGGGGUCACAGAGUCCGUAGAAGAGACCACCCCAGGAUCCCAGAUGAACAACCGGCGAGAAGAUAUGGAAAUCGCGUCCCACUACCGGCACCUGCUCCACGAGCUCAACGAGCAGAGACAGCACGGCGUCCUGUGCGACGUGUGCGUGGUGGUCGAGGGCAAGGUCUUCAAGGCCCACAAGAACGUCCUGCUUGGCAGCAGCCGCUACUUUAAGACGCUCUACUGCCAGGUGCAGAAGGCGUCCGACCAGGCCACGGUCACGCACCUGGACAUCGUCACGGCCCAGGGCUUCUCGGCCAUCAUCGACUUCAUGUACUCCGCCCACCUGGCCCUCACCAGCAGGAACGUCAUCGAGGUGAUGUCGGCGGCCAGCUUCCUGCAGAUGACGGACAUUGUGCAGGCCUGCCAUGACUUUAUCAAGGCCGCGCUGGACAUUAGCAUCAAGCCGGACGCCUCGGACGAGCUCUCAGAGUUCGAGGUGGGCGCCCCAGCCGGCGGCGGCGCGGACGCCCUCAUCUCCGCCGUGAUGGCCGGGAGGAGCCUCUCCCCGUGGCUGGCCCGGCGCACGAGCCCCGCCACCUCUUCCGGGGACUCGGCCAUCGCCAGCUGCCACGAGGGCGGGAGCAGCUACGGGAAGGAGGACCAGGAGCCCAGGGCCGACGGCCCCGAUGACCUCUCCUCCCAGACGCUGUGGCCUGGCGACGUGGCCUUCGGGCCCCUGCACAUCAAGGAGGAGCAGCUCUCGCCGGCUCACCACGGGGGGAGCGAGCCGCCCUCCGCCGGGGAUGGCGCCAUUCAGAACUCCUUCUCCGAGCAGGCCGCGGGGGACGGCUGGCAGCCCACGGGACGGAGGAAGAAUCGGAAAAACAAAGACACCGUCCGGCACAUCACGCAGCACGUGGAGGGUGACAGCCGGGCCGGCUCCCCGCUGCCGUCUCUCCUUCCGACGUCCGGGUGGCCCUUCAGCAGCCGAGACUCAAACGCGGACUUGACCGUCGCUGAAGCCAGCAGCUCGGACAGCCGCGGGGAGAGGCCCGAGCUCUACGCGCACGUGGACGAGGGGCUCCUGGGAGGAGAAGGCAGCUACCCGGGAGCACCCCUCACCCCCGAGAAGGAGGACGCGCUGCACCAGGCCGCCGCGGUGGCCAACCUGCGGGCGGCGCUCGUGAGCAAGAACAGCCUGCUGGCCCUCCAGGCCGACGUGCUGGCGGGUGACAGCUCCCUGCUGCUGGAGUGCCUGCCCAAGGGCACCCACUCCCUGUCCCUGAACGAGUUCACGGUCAUCAGGAAGAAGUUCCGCUGCCCUUACUGCAGCUUCUCGGCCAUGCACCAGUGCAUCCUCAAGAGGCACAUGCGCUCCCACACGGGCGAGCGGCCCUACCCCUGCGAGAUCUGCGGGAAGAAGUUCACGCGGCGCGAGCACAUGAAGCGGCACACGCUGGUGCACAGCAAGGACAAGAAGUACGUGUGCAAGCUGUGCAGCCGCGUGUUCAUGUCGGCCGCCAGCGUGGGCAUCAAGCAUGGCUCGCGGCGCCACGGCGUGUGUGCCGACUGCGCGGGUGGUGGCGGGGCCGGGGCCCUGGAUGGCGGUGGCGCCGAGGGCUCCCCUGAGCUGUUCGCGGGCGACGGGCCGUACCUGGAGGACCCCGAGGACCCGCGCGGUGAGGGCGAGGAGGAGCUGGGCGAGGACGAGGACGACGUGGGCCUGGCCCCGGAGGACGCACUACUGGGGGACGACAAGGAGGACGAGGACUCGCCGCCGGGGCCUCGCAGCCCUGCCCGGGGCACCGACAAGGGCUUCACCUGGAUCUCCUAGGCU